Molecule: messenger RNA, 1908 nt
Organism: Magnolia sinica
Lineage: Eukaryota; Viridiplantae; Streptophyta; Magnoliopsida; Magnoliales; Magnoliaceae
Product: calreticulin-like
Exons: 14
Coding region: 109-1431 (440 amino acids)
Biological process (GO): protein folding
Cellular component (GO): endoplasmic reticulum; endoplasmic reticulum membrane
Molecular function (GO): calcium ion binding
Source: RefSeq, a predicted model, not a curated record
CUCACACGAGUGUAACUCUGAUUUCUCUCCUCUCUGCAUGCAUUUUCAUGAAUCAACGAACUCCAAAGACAACAUCUUUCUCUCGAAUUCUCGGUUUUCAUCGUAGCAAUGGCGAUUCUGAGAAAAACCCAUCUUCUUCUCGGCCUCAUCGCACUCCUAUUCCUCUCCAUCGCAUCUGCAGACGUUUUCUUCGAAGAACGAUUCGAUGAUGGAUGGGAAAUGCGGUGGGUGAAAUCUGAUUGGAAGAGACUCGCGAACAAAGCUGGGGAUUGGAAUCACACUGCUGGUAAAUGGAAUGGGGACCCUAACGACAAAGGUAUCCAAACCACUCAGCACUACAGGUACUAUGCGAUUUCAGCGGAGUUCCCUGAGUUCAGUAACAAGGGUAAGACCUUGGUUUUUCAGUUCUCAGUUAAACAUGAGCAAGAGCUUGAUUGUGGCGGUGGCUACAUGAAAUUGCUGAGUGGUGAAGUUAAUCAGAAGAAGUUUGGUGGUGAGACCCCCUAUAGUAUCAUGUUUGGGCCAGAUAUCUGUGCACCCACAACCAGAAAAGUCCAUGCCAUUUUUUCACGCGAUGGAAAGAACCACUUGAUAAAGAAGGAUGUUCCUUGUGAAAUAGAUCAACUGACUCAUGUUUACACUUUCAUCAUCCGGCCAGAUGCAACAUACAGCAUCCUUAUUGAUAAUAAUGAGAAAAUAUCUGGGAGUCUGUUCACGGAUUGGGACAUCCUCCCGCCAAAGAAAAUCGAGGAUCCUGAAGCCAAGAAGCCAGAAGAUUGGGAUGAUAAUGAGUACAUUCCUGAUCCUGAACAAAAGAAACCGCCGGGGUAUGAUGAGAUGCUUAAGGAGAUAAUUGAUGUUGGUGCCGAAAAGCCGGAAGAUUGGGACGAUGAAGAAGAUGGUAAAUGGCAAGCACCGAACAUCCCAAAUCCUCAAUACAGAGGACCAUGGAAACCAAAGAAUAUUAAGAACCCCAAUUAUAUGGGAAAAUGGCCGGCACCCAUGAUCGAUAAUCCAGAUUACAAGUACGAUCCAGAUAUAUAUGUUUACCACAAUUUGAAAUAUGUAGGCAUCGAACUGUGGCAGGUAAUAUCAGGAACCCUGUUUGACAACGUUUUAAUUUGUGAUGACCCGGAAUAUGCAAAGAAGCUAGCAGAAGAAACAUGGGGGAAAAACAAGGAUGCUGAGAAGGCAGCUUUUGAUGAAGCAGAAAAGAAGAGAGAAGAGGAGGAAGCUAAGGAUGGUGCCCUCUACUCGGAUGAUGAGGAAUAUGAUGGUACUUCUGUAGAAGAAGAUGUUUUUGUUAAAGAAGAUGUUUUUGUAAAAGAUGUGGAUGCAAAAGCAGAUGCAGAUGUGGAGGCAAAAGCAGAUGUAGACGUGCUGGCGGAGACAGAUGAUGAUGAUGAUGAUGAUAUAAAUGAUGAACUAUAGAGAGAGCCCCAUGUGAAUCACCAGCUGCAAUUUAAUUUAGAGGUAGGUUCUGAUGUUUAGGCAAUUCCAUUCUUUCUUUUUUUAAAGGGAUGUUUCUGACAUAAAAAAGUUAGCGAUGUGCAAUUCAUCAUCUCAUUUGAGCCUUAAACUGAAAGGAAAUGCUGAUGACAUUAGUUCAGGCAAGUAACUAGAAAUAACUAAUUUUACAAACAUGGCAAGGUUUUCUUGACAUUUUGAGAAAUUACCACUCACUGCCUUUCAGUAUCUUCAACAUGGUUGAUUCGAUGGGUAUGGGAUGAUCUGGAUCAUGUUUUUGUCUACAUUUGGAUCUGUAAGUGUUAUAAGAUCACCAUGAAAGAUAAAACCAGGACUACAUGAAGGAUUCCCAAUUCCCAAAAGCCCACUAAUUUGACUAUGCAUGACAGAGGGGAAGCAACAGAUGCUAAACCCACAAAAAUUCCAAAUCUCUCUCCUUUU